AUGGCAAACGACGAACCCAAGUCAGCGCUCCAGCACUGGCCCUCUCCUCCGGUGAGGCCCAGCGGACCCUACACAGCCGAAACAGCACUCCAGCCCGACAUCGCAGCGGUGACAUACGGCAUCCAUGUGUUCCUAGCAUCGCACAUGGUCGAGUCUGAGGCAUACUGUUGUGAGUAUGACCCCAAGAUGGAACGGCUGUAUGUUGCCACCGGGUUCGGGCUCAUCCAGUGCGUCAAGGGGCUCAUGUCAUUUGAGGACGAGGACCUCCUCAAGGCGAUCGGCCACGUUCGGCACGGGAACACCAUCGCCCAGCAGCACCGCAAGCGCGCCGCCUCUCUCCCGACGCGCCUCGCGGGCUUCGUCGUCGGUUCGCUCAAUACAUCCGGCGUCGGCUUCAUCAAGAGCAUGACAGCCGUGGAACGGCACGCCGAGCUCGUCUACGCCGAGACCCUCUUCGAGAAGGCGCUCUUGGGCAUUGUCUACUCCGGCGACUGGCUCGCGUUUAUCAAAGAGGCGCUGAACAUGCGCACCACGAUCAACAUCUACCGUCAGCUCGCCCGCUUCCUUGAGGUGGCCGACGCCGAUGCCGUGGCGGCGGGAAACGGCCCUGAAGACACGUCCAUCGACCCAGACUUCCGGUCGGGAGUCUACCUCGGCUGGGGCCUGUCGAACCUGAUCCUCAGCAUGAUGCCGGGGAAGCUGCUCACGAUCGUGCAGCUGUUUGGGUACAGCGGGGACCGGUUCGCAGGCCUCGCGCUCCUCGAGCGCGCGGGAGGCUGGUCCAGCGACCGCGAGAAGCCCGCUGUCAGCUUGGACUCCGAGGGGAUCCGGAGGACGAUUUGCGACAUGUCGCUGCUCAUCUUCCACCUCGUGCUCUCGAGCCUCACGUUCGAGGGCGUCGACAUCCGGAUGGCACAGAAGAUACUGGACUUCCACAGCGAGCGGUACCCGAACGGCGUUUUCUUCCUCUUCGGCCAGGGCCGGAUACACCUCUGCCGGAGCCAGCCGGCACUCGCACUGGGGUUCUACGAGAAGUCGCUCGCGGCGCAGGACCAAUAUCGGAACCUGCACCACAUCUCGUUCUGGGACAUGGCCAUCGCCAACCUGGCGCUCUGGGACGUCCCGGCCUCGCUCGAGCGAUGGCGGACUUUGGCUGCGGAAGCGUCGUGGUCGAAAGCGACGUACACGUACGGCGUCGCCGUCUGCCUCCUGCAGAUAGGCGAAGAGAAGCACGCGAAGGAGAUCGCGGAGCUCAUGGCGAAGGUCCCCAAUCUGCGCCAACGCAUAGCCGGGAAGUCUAUCCCUCUCGAGAAAUUCGUCGCCCGCAAGGCACGCAAGUUCGCGCAGCAGUCCGGGCGCCUCGCCCUCGCCGCCCUCGAGCUCGCCUACCUCUUCCUCGGGCUCACGCACGCGCCCCGCGCGGUCAUCACCGCGCGCAUGCUCCCGCUCGUCGACGCUCAGCUGGCGGCCCUCGCCGCGCACGCCGCGGACCCGCCCGGGUACGCGGGCGGCGCGGACGCGUACUGGGACGACCGCGCGCUCGCGCUGUUCCUCCGCGGGGUGUGCCUCCGGUACGUCGCGCACCCGGACCCGGACGCGGUGCUCGAGCCCGGGGACGAGGUCGGGGGCGCGCCGGCGCGGGAGGAGGCGGGGAGGCGCGCGCGGGAGGCGUUCGAGGCGGUGUUUGUGGACGGGCCGAGGGUGGUGUACGACCAUUAUCUGGUCUACUACGCGCACUUCGAGUACGCGCGGUUGCUGGCGUGCCAGGGGGACAAGGAGGGUGCGCGGAGGCACCUCGGCCUCCUCAUAUCGGGUGAACCGGUGGAGGUGAACCCCGCGUCGCGGAAGCAGGGCAAGUUCAGCAUGGAGAGCCAGCUCCACGUGCGCGCCAACGCCGCGCUCGAGGCCCUCGACAAGGGCGCAGACCGUUUGUAG
Messenger RNA from Epithele typhae, 1935 nucleotides. RefSeq lists its product as uncharacterized. Bases 1 to 1935 code for a protein of 644 amino acids. The transcript has 12 exons. Gene Ontology annotation, cellular component: nucleus; mitochondrial outer membrane; cytosol. Lineage: Eukaryota; Fungi; Basidiomycota; Agaricomycetes; Polyporales; Epitheliaceae. Gene Ontology annotation, molecular function: protein binding. The record is from RefSeq and is a predicted model, not a curated record.